Messenger RNA from Salarias fasciatus (jewelled blenny), 5906 nucleotides. It is a transcript of the gene ankib1b, whose product is annotated as ankyrin repeat and IBR domain containing 1b. Bases 246 to 3611 code for a protein of 1121 amino acids. The record is from RefSeq and is a predicted model, not a curated record. Lineage: Eukaryota; Metazoa; Chordata; Actinopteri; Blenniiformes; Blenniidae. Gene Ontology annotation, biological process: protein ubiquitination. The transcript has 20 exons. Gene Ontology annotation, molecular function: ubiquitin-protein transferase activity; protein binding; zinc ion binding.
UCAAUUGGAGAGUUGACAGAGGCAGCACAUAUUAUUUAUAGACAAGGAUUGCCUCGCUUUCACCAGAAGACCCUCCGAGGCGCCUUCGCUCUCUAUUAGCGCUCGAUAUACACGGACACGCCUCCGUCUGCGAGAUAUAUCACCAGUGACAUGCAGCAUGCUGGCUUGCUGGACUUGAACGAGCUGGAAACGACUUACGAGUCUGCUGCGUCAGUCAGAGCUUGAACCCACGGCAGGGGGAAGAAAUGGGCAACACGGCAACAAAGUUCCGCAAGGCGCUCAUCAACGGGGAUGAGGUGCUGGCCUGCCAACUCUACGAGAGCAACCCGCAGUUUAAGGAGGCUCUGGAUCCCAACUCUACAUACGGGGAGUCUUACCAGCACAACACUCCACUGCACUAUGCUGCCCGGCACGCCAUGACGCGCCUACUCAGGUCUUUUCUCCUCAGCAAAGAUGGCAAUCCUAACAAGCGCAAUGUGCACAAUGAAACCUCCCUGCACCUGCUUUGCAUGGGGCCUCAGAUCCUGACCUCAGAGGGGGCGCUGCAGCCUCGGAUCGCUCGACCCUAUGAGGACGAGCAGCGCCGGGCGGAGUGCCUCCAGAUCGUCCUCUCCUGGACCGGAGCGAAGCUGGACCACGGAGAGUAUGAGAGCGCCGACACCAACGCCAAGGACAACAAGAAAAACACCUGCCUGCACUACGCUGCUGCUUCUGGCAUGAAGACGUGUGUGGAGUUGCUGGUGCAGAGAGAGGCGGACUUGUUUGCGGAGAACGAGAACCGCGAGACUCCAUGUGACUGUGCCGAGAAGCAGCACCACAAGGAGUUGGCCCUGCGCCUGGAGUCGCAGAUGGUCUUCUCGCUUGCCCCCGAGGCGGAGGGCAUAGAGGCAGAGUAUGCAGCUCUCGACCGAAGAGAGUUGUACGAGGGCCUGCGGCCUCAGGAUUUACGGAGACUGAAGGACAUGCUGAUAGUGGAGACAGCCGACAUGCUGCAAGCCCCCCUCUUCACUGCUGAAGCACUGCUACGUGCCCACGACUGGGACAGAGAGAAGCUUUUAGAGGCCUGGAUGACCAAUGCAGAGGACUGCUGUCAACGCUCGGGAGUGCAGAUGCCCAAUCCACCUCCAAGUGGCUGUAAUGCAUGGGACACCUUGCCCUCACCUCGAACGCCACGCACCACCCGCUCGUCUAUCACCUCCCCGGACCAAAUCAGCCUUGUGCCUGCUGAUGAGGAGUCUGCUCUGUGUGGGAUCUGCAUGUCCUCCAUCUCCGUUUUUGAAGAGCCUGUUGACAUGUCAUGUGGCCAUGAAUUCUGCAGAGCAUGCUGGGAAGGGUUUCUGAAUCUAAAGAUUCAAGAAGGAGAAGCACACAACAUAUUUUGCCCGGCGUUCGACUGCUACCAGCUGGUGCCAGUGGAGGUCAUAGAGAGUGUGGUCUCCAGAGAGAUGGACAGGCGCUACCUCCAGUUUGACAUCAAGGCUUUUGUUGAAAACAAUUCAGCAAUCCGCUGGUGUCCAGAGGCAGGCUGUGAAAGAGCAGUCCGCCUGAGCACCCAGGGCCCGGGAACUUCAACCUCGGACCCUCUGAGCUUUCCUCUCCUCCGGGCUCCUGCUGUAGACUGUGGCAAAGGCCACCUCUUCUGCUGGGAGUGUCGGGGGGAGGCCCACGAGCCCUGUGACUGUGAGACCUGGAAGAUGUGGCUCCAGAAAGUCACUGAGAUGAAGCCAGAGGAAUUGGCUGGUGUGAGUGAAGCUUACGAGGAUGCGGCCAACUGCUUAUGGCUGCUCACUAACUCCAAAUCCUGCGCCAAUUGCAAAUCUCCGAUACAGAAAAACGAGGGCUGUAAUCACAUGCAGUGUGCGAAGUGUAAGUACGACUUCUGCUGGAUCUGUCUGGAGGAGUGGAAAAAGCACAGCUCGUCGACGGGGGGCUACUAUCGCUGCACGCGCUACGAGGUCAUCCAGCAGGUCGAGGAGCAGUCGAAGGAGAUGACUGAAGAGGCAGAGAAGAAGCACAAGAGUUUUCAGGAACUCGACCGUUUCAUGCACUACUACACACGCUUCAAGAACCAUGAGCACAGCUAUCAGCUGGAGCAGCGCCUGUUAAAAACAGCCAAAGAGAAGAUGGAGCAGCUUAGUCGGGCCCUGAGUGGAAGAGAAGGAGGCUCGCCUGACACUACGUUCAUUGAAGACGCCGUUCUAGAACUACUAAAGACUCGCCGCAUCCUCAAGUGCUCUUAUCCUUACGGGUUCUUCCUGGAGCCUAAAAGCACAAAGAAAGAGAUCUACGAACUUAUGCAGACGGAUUUGGAGAUGGUGACCGAGGACUUGGCGCAAAAGGUUAACAGGCCUUACCUGCGAACGCCGCGCCACAAGAUCAUCCGUGCAGCGUGCCUGGUUCAGCAGAAAAGACAGGAGUUCCUGGCCUCGGUCGCCCGAGGAGUGGCUCCCAACGACUCUCCCGAGGCCCCCAGGCGCAGUUUUGCUGGAGGAUCGUGGGACUGGGAGUACUUAGGCUUUGCAUCACCUGAGGAGUACGCGGAGUUCCAGUACAGACGGCGGCACAGGCAGCGGAGGCGAGGCGACAUGUCCAGUCUCCGGAGCAACACGCCCGAUCCUGACGAGCUCAGCGACAGCACUUUAGACACACAAGACGCCGGAGGUGGACGCCGGCAGGGUCCUUUGAUGGGUCUCGGCUCCUUGGAUGACGACGACCCGAACAUCCUCCUGGCUAUUCAGCUGUCGCUGCAAGACUCGGGGAUGGCGGGGAGCGGGCCCAGUCACGAGCUUCUUGCCAACGAGGCGUCCCUCGGCGCCAUCGGCACUUCCCUGCCGUCGAGGCUGGAGCAGACCGCUCCGGGUUUGGAGGUCCGCCCCCGAGCCUCGCUCAGCAGCUCCGAACUGCUGGAGCUGGGAGACAACCUGGCAAGACUCGGGAACAUCAGCAGCCAGUACUCCGCUACGACGAGUGUGUCCAUCUCUGUGCAGCACUCCGACGGCCGCCACCGGGCGUUCGGCGCUCCCGUGCCCAUACCUUUGGCUUCAGGCGGCAGCACCUCCUCAACAGGCCUUUUCUCGUCCUCCACCGACACGACAGACUCCGCCACCUGCGGCAGCCACGACCCAUCCUCGUCCUCCACGCUAGCGGCCAACGCUAACCUGCUGGGCAACAUCAUGGCCUGGUUCCACGACAUGAAUCCCCAAGGCAUCACCCUCGUCCCCCCGACCUCCUCGGACACCGACUCAAACCUGUGCUCGCUCCCCGCCGGCGAGGGGGGCGGCCUGCAAGACGACGGGAAGGGCGGGGUCGCCGUCCCGCCGGAGAGCAGGAAACCUCAGGAGGUGAUGGCAGACGCGGGUUUCUGCCCUCAGAGACGGAGUGACAUGGAGGAGAAGGAGUGCGCCGUCGCCGAGAGGCCGACUCAGUUAGACCUGGUGGGGCUGGACGCCGCGCCGCUGCCUUACACGGCAAACCUCGACACGAGCGGCGAGCUCGCCGAGCGGAGGGGGUCAAAGGUCUGCCAGGACGACAGUCCGCGAUGCGACUCCGUGUCCGACCAGCUGCCCAGCACCAGCUCCUCCGAGUGGGAAGAACAAGUGCACUUGGUGUGAUCUGAUUGGCCGAGACAGGAGGGCGCUUGUUCAGAAGGCCAAAAGAAACACUUCGGUUUGCAAACUAAACCGAGAUGAGGGAAAAGUGUUGUAGCCGCUGAGGUGGAAUGUAUACAGGGUGAGGAAUGUUUCAGACACGCUCGGCUGGAUAGUGAGGAAGAAAGUUUCCACUCCUAAUUUCAGUGCAGUCAGUCUCCCGCGCCGACUGUAUCGUGAGCCCCAACAACCAGCCCCCCCCGCACAGACAGCACCAGCUAAAGAGAUCACACUUAAUUACCCGUUUCAAGGAAGUGUCUCCUAAAACGCAUCCUGUACUGAUGAAUUACAAACCACUUGCUUUUUUUUUUUUUCGGAAAGCGUUGAACAUGUUUUUUUCUUCUCCUCACUGGAGCAAGCCUACUGUAUCAGUGUGAAUCAGGUAUGAGAGAGAGAGGACAGAAAACGCUGCAGGACACAGUCAGUGCUCCCUCCUGUCCACAUCUGCCUGCAAUAUAAAGGUGCCAAACACUGAUUAGCAGAAGCACAGUUUGCAGUCACCAAGUGGAUUCUUCAAAGCAAAUUGUGCCUACUUAUCAACGACUCAGCUAAACCUGAAAUGUGAAAAUCCAGAGCCAUAUUUCAUUUGAGGUUGCAGCUGAGCGACUCUUUCAAAUCUCACUGACUGAAAGCUGUAGUGUGGCGUUCAAAAAAAAAAAAAGAAAGAAAGAAAGAAAAGUCAUUUGCAAAACAUUCACAUUCAACCAAAAAGCCCCCUGAUUAAUGAUUCAACAGGAAAAGUAGGUGGCUUGCUCAAAAUCAUUUCAAAACGGACUUGACAACGGUUAUUCAUCUGAGAGGCUGGGUCCUAACACGCUUUGAAUCGGAAGGGUCUUCAGAGCUUCGAAAACAACAAAUGCUGACAGGCCCAGAGGGGCUGCUCGCUGUGAUUCAGUUCACACCUUUGUGACAGCGUAUACCGAACCCCAUUGUAGCCGCUCUUAAACCAACGUUUGAGUGCCGAACGUGGAGCGCGACGGCGCGAGCAACAAGCCGGUAGUUUUGUUGAUACACUGCAGGGAAGGCCAGUGAAAGAGAUAAUCAGGCAAUCAUAUUCAGACUUGGGUGAAUUCAUUAAUCAAAGCCACAAGUCACUGUAAUUUAUCUCUGGGUCCCGUUUUAAGUGUACUAAUGAGCGCCGCCUUCUCAGAUCUCUGCAGAUGUCCGGGACCGCAGGGGGAACAUGGAGAGUUCAUGAAUGUGUCGCUGCGUCACGGCCGCAUGGGGAGUCCGUGUUCUCAGACGAGGUUCUCUACGCCGUUAGAGAUACAGUGCCUUCCUGUCAAUCACCGUCAUUCAAUCCUUUUUUUUUUUCUUCCACAUAUUAUACUGAGUGCUAAUUACACACAGUGUGAAGUAUAAACAAAAAAAAAACACCUGUUACCUUAAAGUUCUUUCUCUCACAUAGUGUUUUAUAGUGGGUUAUUUUCUCAAUCAGAAUAACUGUAGCAUGAGGCUUUUCUUGUGGUAUUUUGUUAACGAAUAACACCGACUUUUAUAUGAUUUGGUGAGAUAGGGUCCAACAGACCAUGGCGUAGUUUCUAAUCUUGCUCCCCACGUAUUUUUGAAGAGAUAUCUCACUUGUCCGGUUGUUGUGCGGUAGACCUUCUAUUGGAGCCCGCGUGAUGACACGGCUGGGUUUCCCUGUGGUUCCAACACUAAAAUCACUGUACUGACUUCAGAAUGAGUCGACCUGCUGUAUGUGUUUUACCUAUCUUACAUGAAGACACUAAAAAUGGAGGAAAGUUGCAAUAUAAAGAAGGUAUUUAUUUGAAAACAGACAAAAAAAAAGCCUCUGAUUCAUUUGAAUAAUGAGGCUGAGUAACCCACGUGAAAUAACAGACACUGCUACAAACUCUAAGAUUUGCCGUCUUUUUUUUUUUCCUCUAUAGAGCAACAUUAAAUCUAAAGAUAGCGGCCGCUUUGCAGAGUGUCUUGAAGUUGUGAAACUGUGAGUGCCAUAUGGUUCAUAGAGCUAACUUUAUUGGACUUGGUUAAUGUAGGAGUGUUAAUCAGAGGAGAUAACAUCUGUUGCCCUUUUAGUCAAACACUACGUUGUGCAUGAAAUGGGUCUGAAGUCUAAGUGGAGUUUCUACUUUGUAUGUCACCUCUAACGUCCAGGUGAUUUCUUUUCAAAAGGCAUAUAACGUUUUUGUAACUCAUUGAGAUUUUUCUAUUGUAAAGCAACUAAUCCUUGAAAUGCUAUUUGCACUUUCAUAGUCUAUACUUGAUACAUUCCCUCUUUUUAUGAAACAAACA